AUGCCUUCCGAGACAUUGGUCGAUAACGAAGAUUUGUUCGAGGAUCCAGAGAACCAGGGAAUCAUCCCUGAACUGCUCAUCACCACCGAAAAGGGUAUCAACAAGGAGCAUCAACCAAAGACGAAUACUGGAGCUAUCCCAAAGGACAAACCAGUAUACCCACAUAUCAAAACUCGAGAGAGCUGGGCAGACAUGUCAGCUCCCCUGAGUAAAAAGGAGGAGUUCCAGACGCGACUUCUCCUACGCAAGGCAUCAACAACAGAGACAUCAACAAAGGCUCCUCCGAGAAAUAACUGUGCCUUCUGCACAGGAAGACACUACAUCGCGAGUUGCGAGAAGUUCAUCGCACUCUCACCAAUCAAACGAGUCGACAUCAUCAUCAGCAAGCGGUUGUGCUUCAACUGCUUGGGGCCACACCUACUGAGCAGGUGCACCUGCCUGAAGAGCUGCUACAAAUGCAAGGCCUUCGGACAGGAAAAACGUCACCAUACUCUACUCCACGGAGGCCACGUGGAUUUAAUGGAAGACGCUGGGCAGCUGACGAAGUUCAACCUGGCAACACCAGCGCCCACACCAGCGGCAGAGGAAUCGACACAUCAAUUAUCGAAAUCAACGGAUUCAACGGCCACUGAGAGGAUUUACGCCCCCCUGAGUCAAGUCGAAGAAUCAACUCAACAGCAGAGAUCAACUGCAACAGUGAACCUCAACAAUCAGCGGAUCAGUGCGCAAGAGAACAUCAACGAGAAUCAGAAAUCACCAGCCAUCAACAGUAAUCAACGGCACUCAACGCAACCAUCUGUGCUGCUAGCCACGGCGCUAGUAAAAGCAGCAUCACCACGAGGAUAUCUGAUCGACGCCAGGGUGCUAAUCGAUCAAGGCUCAGAAAUAUCGUUCAUCACCGACAAUCUAGUUCAUCAACUCCACCUGAAACGAGCACAUUCAACGCUCGAACUAAUCGGAAUCGGUGGAACACCUUCAGGGACCACGAGAGGAGUGGUGCCAGUCGUGCUGCACUCACCGAUUGGAAAUCAACAAGUUGAAAUCACCGCACACAUCUUGAAGAAACUCACCACACGACUGCCAUCAUUCUCAUGUUCAACGGCGAGGAUCGGCUCACUACAGGAUCUUCAACUAGCCGAUCCAGAUUAUCUAAAGCCUGGACCAAUCGACAUCAUUAUCGGAUCAGACAACUAUGGGCGGAUCAUCAAAGAAAAGGUUAUCAAAUCGACAUCAACUCAACUAGUUGGCCAACAAACAGCAUUUGGUUGGAUAAUAUCAGGUCCAAUCAACUGCCAAGGCUGUUCACCGAGAAUCUCCUUAACUGCAGUACGGAGUUCCGCGAACGAACAGCUACUAGAGCUUCUCCAAAAAUUCUGGGUCCAGGAAGAAAUCAACAAUGCAAUGGAGUGUCAUGAGCUAUCACCAGAGGAUCACCAGUGCGAGAUGCACUUUCAAUCGACGCACUCCAGAGACGAGACCGGGCGCUAUGUUGUGAGGCUCCCCCUGAAAACCUCAGCAACAGCCCUCGGUGACUCGAGGCUCAAAGCAACACGUCAACUACACUCGGUAAUGAGACGCCUACAAAAGGAUGGGCCGUACUCAGCCCUGUACAAGGCCUUUAUCAGAGAGUAUCAUCAGUUAAAUCACCUUCAAGAAGCACCAGAGACUCCAGAACCCUCCCCAGCCUAUUAUCUACCGCACCACGGGGUUCUGAGAGACGAUGCCAUCACCACGAAACUACGAGUCGUAUUUAACGGCUCCAGCGCGAGCUCAACAGGAAUCUCAUUGAACGACAUUCUCUAUUCUGGAGGAAAACUGCAAGUGGAUGCAGUCAACGUCCUCACAUGGGUGAGGAAACAUCAGUUCGUUUUUGGGACAGACAUCGUGAAGAUGUUUCGCCAAAUUCGGGUUCAUCAAGACGAUUGGGAUCUGCAACGAAUUUUGUGGCUCAAUGAAGACAAUGAAGAGAUCACCUAUCAACUGACCACAGUCACCUAUGGGCUCAACUGUUCACCAUGGAUAUCACUAAGAGUCCUUCAACAACUGGUGGAGGAUGAAGGUCACCGCUUCCCAGCAGCAGUAGAGACACUCAGAAAAGGUCGCUACGUAGACGAUAUCUACGGCGGUGCCGACUCCAUCGAUCAACUAAAAGAAAUCGCUACUCAACUACAAGGACUUUGCGAAGCCGGUGGCUUCCCACUCCAAAAAUGGAGCAGCAACUCACCAGAAGCUCUUCAACAAUUAGGCCUCUCACCACAGAACUCAACAGUGCAUUUCGAAGAAGCAAUCACCAAGGUCUUAGGCCUUUGCUGGCAGCAGUCAACCGAUACAUUCAAAUACAAGGCCAAGAACUUCACCUCAAAGACGUUCACCAAGAGAUCAGUGCUAUCAGAGAUCGCCCAAAUCUUUGAUCCACUGGGAUUCAUCGCUCCAGUUGUCAUCCUUGGCAAAAUCUUCAUCCAAAGUCUAUGGAGAUUGAAACUUAAAUGGGAUGAUCCCUUGCCAACGGACUACGUACGACAAUGGAGGAAAUUUCGAGCGGAAAUCAACGAGCUAGAUAAGAUCUCAAUCCCGAGAUGGCUCAGACUGUCAACAGAAUCGAUCAACAUACAACUCCACGGGUUCGCCGAUGCAUCCAAAUCGGCAAUGAGCGCAGUAGUCUACAUCAGAUCAAAGAAACUCAACGAACCGACCUCAACAAUCAUCGUAUGUGCAAAAACGAGGGUGGCACCACUCAAAGAAAUGACCAUCCCUCGCCUCGAACUCACCGCUGCACUACUGCUCACCCGCCUUGCAAAGACAACUCACCAAAUGCUAGAACUCAACAACGUGGAAACUCACCUCUGGUCAGACUCAUCUGUUGCUCUGGCGUGGAUAAGCAGUCAUCCCUCACGCUGGAAGGAAUUUGUCCACAACAGAGUAGCAGAAAUCCAAAAGACGUUGCCAGAAGCAACAUGGAGGCACAUCAGUGGAAAGGAAAAUCCAGCAGAUUGUGCCUCAAGGGGGAUCUCAACAAAUCAACUCAUCGAACAUCCACUCUGGUGGUCAGGACCUGACUGGCUUAAUCUAGAGCCAGACCAGUGGCCACAAUCAACAAUAGACGUCCCUGCAGAGGUCUCAAUGGAAGCGAAACCAUCACCAGCUCAUCCAGUCGCAGCUGAGGUCAACGUCAACGCACUAGCAGAGUUGCUAGACAGAUACUCAACACUAUCAAAGGUGCUGCAAGUGUCAGCGACCAUCAACAGGGCAAUCAAUAGGUUCAGAAGGCAACCAACACCCCAGACACCAGUCCUCACACCUGACGAACUCAAUAAGGCUCGGCUAUUCUGGGUAAAACUAACACAAAAACAAUUCUUUGCUUCAGCAAUAAGGACCCUCAGGAGAGACCAUCAACUGCCAACGGGACAUCAACUUGCCAAGAUGACCCCAUUCCUAGACGAGCUAGGAAUCAUGAGAGUCGGAGGACGACUCAGAAACGCUCAACUAGACGCUGACGAGAUGCACCCCAUCAUACUGCCUCGCCAGUCGCGACUCACCACACUGGUCAUCAACGAAGCUCACCAACGAGCACUCCACGGAGGAACUCAACUCACGUUGGCAAUCACCCGCCAAAAAUACUGGAUAAUUGGCGGCAGAGGCACUGUUCGAUCCCACAUCCUACACUGUGUCAUCUGUACCAGAUAUCGGGCUCAACGAGCCCAACAGCUGAUGGGACAACUUCCCACAGCAAGAGUAUCACCAUCAAGAGCAUUCCUCCACACAGGGGUGGAUUAUGCUGGUCCAAUGCCCAUACUUAAGUGGAGACCAACAAAUGCUCAACCAGCCGCGGUGCACAUCGCAGUCUUCGUCUGCCUGAGCACAUCAGCAGUGCAUCUGGAGCUGGUCACGCGUCAAAGCACAGACGCAUUCAUCGCAGCAUUCAAGAGAUUCACCGGGAGAAGAGGAAUCCCCCAAGUGAUGUAUAGUGACAACGGAAGCAACUUUGAAGGAGCUGCUGGAGUCCUACAUCGAUUAUACAACGAGGAAUCACCAGAGAAUCAACAAAUCCAAGCUGCACUUGCCACAAAUGGAACUCGCUGGAGCUUCAUCCCACCACGAGCACCCCAUUUUGGUGGCAAAUGGGAAGCAGCGGUGAAAUCAACGAAAUAUCACCUGAAACGUACGCUGGGAACAACGACACUCACCUAUGAAGAGCUCAACACCAUCUUGAUCCAGAUCGAGGCCUGCCUAAACUCCAGGCCGAUCUCACCAAUGUCUGAUGACCCAGACGACCUUCAAGCGCUCACCCCAGGACACUUCCUGAUAGGUGAGCCACUUCAACUGAUCCCAGAGCCAUCCUACUUGGAUGACAAUCCAUCCAAGAUGCAUCGGUGGAACGUAAUCACCCAGAAAAUUCAACAAUUCUGGUCAAGAUGGUCAAAAGAAUGUCUUCAACGAUACCUGGCCAUCUACAAGUGGAAUCAACGCCAGGAAAAUAUCAAGGUUGGAGACAUGGUGCUAGUGGUGAACGAAAACUUUCCACCAGCAAGGUGGCCACUAGCACGAGUCACCGCAGUUCACCCGGGAGACGACGGACUCACCAGAGUAGCGACUGUCAAGACAGCCUACUCAGAAGUAGCCAGGCACGCGGACGGUACGCCUAAUCCAGAGAGGUACCAAACACGAGUCAGCACCUGGGAUCGACCCAUCACCAAACUCUGCCUGCUACCAACAGAACAACUGCAAGAAGAUCAACAAGAACUUCAAGGGGACUCCCAGGAAUCACAGGACUGAGAGAUAUCAUCAAACAAGAACUCAACCCACCAGAAAUCAACUCAGAAACUCGACAGUCAAUCAACAGAAUAAAUUCACCACCUCCGAUUGUGAAUUGCCCCCGGGAUGUUUAGAAUUAAGAUAAUCUCGGGCAGUUUCAACGGAAAAUAAUUAUCGGAAAACUCCGGCAAUGAUCGUAACCUGUCGGUCAACGGUCACCAGCCGAAAUCUAUCACUCAUCUUUGAAAAAUCACCCCACUCACCUAGAGUCUAUCAUCGACCUUCACCGCAGAAGGUUCGCUAUCGAAACUCACCGCGAAAUCAACUAAAUUGUACAUCAACAUAAUUUAACCGUACAUCACCUAAUCAACUUGUAAAGACUGUAAUAACCCGCAUUGAAAUUGACCACGCGUUUUAAUAAAUUAACAAAUCGUUGUGUGUGAUAA
Messenger RNA from Diachasmimorpha longicaudata, 5198 nucleotides. RefSeq lists its product as uncharacterized. The transcript has 2 exons. The record is from RefSeq and is a predicted model, not a curated record. Gene Ontology annotation, molecular function: nucleic acid binding. Gene Ontology annotation, biological process: DNA integration. Lineage: Eukaryota; Metazoa; Arthropoda; Insecta; Hymenoptera; Braconidae. The coding region runs from base 1 to 4773 and encodes 1590 amino acids.